Daucus carota subsp. sativus is the source of this 1548-nucleotide messenger RNA. RefSeq names its product lipid phosphate phosphatase 2. Gene Ontology annotation, molecular function: phosphatidate phosphatase activity. The transcript is spliced from 9 exons. The record is from RefSeq and is a predicted model, not a curated record. Lineage: Eukaryota; Viridiplantae; Streptophyta; Magnoliopsida; Apiales; Apiaceae. Gene Ontology annotation, biological process: phospholipid metabolic process. The coding region runs from base 328 to 1320 and encodes 330 amino acids.
AGCCACAACUUCUGUGUAGUAGUAACCGUCGGCAGAGUUCGGUUGAGUGAAGUAACACCAACACGGCGGUUAUUAACUUACUAUUCAUGAUUUUGCAUUAUAGACAGCCCUCUCUCAUCUCUACCACUAAUCUUUCCAAGGAUAGCCUACCAACUUUGUUAGUGACAGACAUCGGGUCCCAUUCCCAUAUUUAUUCUGGUUGCUGUUUGAUGUUACUCUUAUCUACUACCUCCAUUAGCGUUUAGUCUCUCUUGCUUUAACUUCACUAAUCACAUAAUCACCACUCUAUUCUGCUGACUGGCUGUGUGAUUUUUGUAGUGAUUAGAGAUGGGGUGGAAGCAUGUUGUCUCCUUGUCUUAUUUCUGGGCUGCCCUUCAGGGAAGUACAAGGGACGUUGAGCUAGGCACGUACACUAUCAAGUCUCAUGGAGCGACACUCGCAAGGAAUCACAGUAAUGAUUGGCUUAUUUUGCUCUUGCUUAUGGUCAUAGAGAUCAUCCUGUAUGUUAUACACCCAUUCUAUCGCUUUGUUGGGAAGGAUAUGAUGACAGACCUUAGAUAUCCAAUGAAGGACAACACAGUGCCCGUAUGGGCUGUUCCAAUGUAUGCUGUUUUGUUGCCUAUUGUUGUUUUCAAUAUUUUCUAUAUUCGGAGGAGAAAUGUCUAUGACCUGCACCACAGCAUUUUAGGUCUGCUAUUUGCUGUGCUGAUAACUGCCGUUCUUACGGAUUCAAUAAAGAAUGCAGUUGGAAGACCGCGGCCUGACUUCUUCUGGCGCUGCUUUCCUGAUGGAAAAGAUGUAUAUGAUCUCUGGGGAAAUGUUGUAUGUCAUGGUAAAGAUAGUGAGAUAAGAGAAGGACAUAAGAGUUUUCCGAGUGGUCAUACUUCAUGGUCCUUUGCAGGUCUGGGGUUUCUAUCAUUAUACUUGUCAGGGAAAAUACAAGCAUUUGAUUGCCGAGGGCACAUUUCAAAAUUAUGCAUUGUUUUUCUUCCUCUUCUUGUCGCCUCUCUAGUUGGUGUUUCUCGUGUGGAUGAUUAUUGGCACCAUUGGCAGGAUGUGUUUGCUGGGGGAUUUCUAGGGCUAGUUGUCGCCACAAUUUGCUAUCUCCAAUUCUUCGCGCCGCCUUAUAACACUGAAGGGUGGAGCCCUUAUGCACAUUUUCAAGCAUUAGAAGAGUUGCGCACAAAUUCACAGCAACCACCACUGAGAGAUGUCGAAGCUGUGAGAAAUAACAAUAACCUUAUGUUGAAAUCUCUAGGUCACAAUUUAAACUCACCGCCGCUGCUGCAAGAUGUUGAUGUCGAAUCUGGGAGACCGUAAAACCUCUGACCUUGCUUUAGGUUGUUUUAGCUAGAAAUUAGAACAGUUGAUCGUAGAAGUGUAAAUGGUGUGGUAAGAACAACUGCCUUACUAGCCAUAUGGCUACUUAAAAUAGUAUCAAGUUUGUUUAUGUAAAAUACUAAAAUUAGGCUGAGCAUUCGGUCGGUUCGGUCUAAAACCGAACCGAAAUAACCGAAAACCGAAAUGUAACUUUUUUAUUAAACGGAA